CAUAGCAUAUGUCCUUGUAAUUAUUUUCUCCCAGUAUGAUGGUGAGUAUCACCAUCAUCAUCAUCUUUAUCAUCAUAGCUUUUUUUCUACACGAAUACUGAUCCGUCAUUCUGCUGUAUUAAUGGCCAUACGCUAGUGAGUAUGAUGGUACAUAUUCUCAACCAUAAUUAAAUCGCAACCAAUACUAAGCAAUACUAAGUAUUUUGCCCGUUUGAGCCACUUUACACAUUCAAACAUAAGCAGGUAGCAACAACCCAAAAUCUGUAAGUGAGAAAGAGAGAGAGAGCUAAGUGAGAAGUUCGGGUUUUCAGUCUAAGUAAGGACAGAAUCGAUAAGCAACCCCACUCGAACGAAUCCAAUUAGAGAAUUGGUAGGCUCCUUGAGAAAAAGCAACUUUAUAAAGGUAGGGCCUCAAGAUUUCCCCCCUAGUGGCCAACAACCUUCAAAUAAAAUGGCCACCACUUUGGACCAUCAUGCUCCCAAAAGCAAUAGAAAAAGUACUAUUCCCAUACAACUGCCAAAGAGCCUCGUUCUUUCUCUCUCUAACUUUUGCUAAUUCCCAUGCAACUUUAACCCACUAAAAAAUAGCAAGAAUGAUUCCCGAGCAACGUUAAUCUCAAGCUUCUAAUCUUCAUUUUGCUCUGACAGUGCUCACCCAAAGACCCUACAUCAGAGAAGCCAUUUUACUGGUAUCUCCAAGUGGGUGUCGACACCUGCGUUGUUUCUAAAGAUCAUCUGCCAGUAUUCAAGUUUCAUUUAUUGGGUUCCUCAAAAACUCAGGUACCUUCAAUUAUUAGGACAAGAACCAUGGAAGAAAAGCGCAAGAGCUUCAGUUUUCCAUUGGUUUUGGCUCUUCUCUCUCUCCUCAGUUGCAGCUUUGGAGAUGCAGUAGUCAUGGACAGGUGUUCGAAAGCUCUCUUAGGUUUAAAAUCACAGUUCCUUGACAGCUCCAACAGUUUAUCAGACUGGUCAGUUUCCUUCCAUCGAAAGCCCCCAACCUCCAUUGCUGCUUGCUCUUGGACAGGAAUCAGAUGCAAUGAUAACUCAACCCAAAUAAUCGGCCUGAAUCUCUCUUUUAAAAACCUCUCUGGGACCAUUUCCGGCAAUUAUAUCGAGCUCUUACCUGAUCUUGUGGACCUAAACCUCAGCCAUAACUCAUUUUCUGCCCAACUUCCAGCAUCUAUACUCAACCUCCCCAAUCUCAAAACCCUAGACAUCAGUCGAAACAAUUUUAGCGGCCAUUUUCCAUCAAAAUUAUCCAAAAGCCAGCAUUUAGUUGUCCUGGAUGCCUUUAGUAAUAGCUUUUCAGGGCCUUUGCCUCCGGAUAUAGCUCACUUAGACUCUCUUCAAGUGCUUAAUUUGGCUGGAAGUUAUUUCCAAGGUUCAAUUCCACCUGAAUAUGGGUCAUUCAGGUGCCUCCAAUUUCUCCAUCUUGCUGGAAACUUUCUUUCAGGCGAGAUUCCAGCAGAGCUUGGCAAGCUCAUAACAGUGACCCACAUGGAAAUUGGGUAUAAUUUCUUUAAUGGAAGUAUCCCAUGGCAAUUAGGUAACAUGAGUGAGCUUCAGUAUCUGGACAUUGCAGAUGCCAGGCUCUCUGGUUCAAUUCCUGAGCAGCUCAGCAAUCUCACCAAGUUAGAGUAUCUGUUCCUCUUUCGAAAUGAACUAAGUGGGGUAAUUCCUUCUACUUUAGGUAAUAUUUCAUCACUGAUGUUCAUCGAUCUCUCUGAUAACCUGUUAUCGGGGCCCAUUCCGGAGAGCUUCACAGGCUUGAAGAAUCUCCGACUCCUAAGCUUAAUGUAUAAUCAAAUGAGUGGACAUGUUCCUGAAGGAAUUGCAGAGCUACCAUAUUUGGAAAGCCUUUUGAUAUGGAACAAUUUUUUCACUGGAAAUCUGCCCCCCAGUUUGGGUAGGAACUCAGAGCUCAAGUGGUUAGACGUUUCCACAAAUGGGUUCACUGGGCAAAUUCCAGAAGGCCUAUGCGAAAGAGGCAAGUUGUACAAGUUAAUCCUCUUCUCCAAUGGCUUUACAGGUGGAUUUCCCUCUUCCCUUGCAAAUUGCUCUGCUCUUGUUCGUCUCCGAAUAGCAGGGAAUAAUAUCUCUGGAGAAAUUCCUCUAAAAUUCAGUAUUCUUCCUAGUCUCAAUUAUGUCGAUUUGUCAAGAAACAACCUAGAAGGAGAGGUCCCUGGAGACUUAUCCCAAGCUCCCGACCUUGAAUACUUCAAUGUCUCAUACAACCCUAACUUGAAGGGCACUAUACCAGCAAAUAUCUGGUCUUCACAAGUCUUGAAAAAUUUUUCAGCAGCUUUCUGUAAUAUCUCAGGAAAACUACCCCAAUUCAGGUCAUGCGGCUCAGUUUCUGUUAUUGAAUUGAACGGGAAUAGAUUAUCAGGGGACAUACCAGAAAGCAUAGCUAAUUGCAAGAGGCUUGAGACGUUAGCGCUGAGGGACAAUGAACUGACAGGUUUGAUUCCUCGCGAGCUUGCAAAUCUUCAUUUCAUCAAUGUAGUGGACCUGUCUCAUAAUGAGUUAAGUGGUUCGAUUCCCCGAGAGCUCAGCAACUGCACCAAUUUGGUGCUUUUCAAUGUUUCUUUCAACCAUCUCUCGGGUUCAGUCCCUUCAACAGGCAUGUUCAGAUUGAUGGAUACUAGUGCAUUUGCAGGAAAUCCAUGGUUAUGUGGGGGUCCUCUCCAACCUUGCCUUAAAUCGCCCAGAAAUCCAGAGGCAUCUGGGCUCAACUUGAGGAACAAAACCUCAGAGAAAGCAACAUGGACAGUGUUAUUAACAAUUGGGCUGGUUUUCUUCAUCAUAAUUUCCAGUUUCGGGAUCUUCUUUUUUAAUAGAAGGCGAGCUCAGUGGAAGAUGAUUGUUUUUAGCGGACUCCCACAGUUCAAAAAGGAUGAUGUUUUGAAGAGCUUGAGCUAUGGAAACUGUGUGGAAACAGGGUUACCACAACAAGCACCUGCUCCAGUUUGUAAAGCAGAUUUGCCCACAGGAAUAACAGUUGCAGUGAAGAAAGUUGAAUGGGGACCAGGAAAUAGGACGAGGAUGACGGAAUUUAUAAACAGACUUGGCCAUGCUAGACAUAGGAACCUGAUCAGAUUGUUGGGUUUCUGCUCUAAUAACAAAACUGCUCUUCUUCUCUAUGACUACCUGCCAAAUGGAAGCUUGGCUGAGAGGAUGAAAAUGAAGAGAGAUCCUGCCAUCAGCACCUGGACAGACAAUUUUAGGGUUGUAAUUGGGAUUGCUAGGGGGCUCUGUUAUCUUCACCAUGACUGUUACCCAGCUAUUCCCCAUGGAGAUUUGAGGGCAAGUAACGUACUUUUUGAUGAAACUAUGGAGCCCCAUCUGGCCGAAUUUGGCUUGAAUAGGUUGUUGCAUAUGAACGGAGGUAGACAUGCAGGAGGGUUCUCUCAAACUAAUUUCAUUAUCACAGUCACAGGAAAGCUGGAAACUGCAACAGAAGAGGAUAUUUACAGAGAUAUUUACAACUUUGGAAGGUUAUCAUUGGAAAUUCUUACCAAUGGGAGAACCAUCGAUAACACAAGUAUACAGAACAGGCCCGAAGACGAAGUGCUCAAGGAGAUUUACAAUGAGAAUCAAGGAACUAUAACGGACAAAGUAGCAAAAGAAGAGGUAAGACAUGUUCUUGAAGUGGCCUUGCAGUGCACGAGUAGAAUCCCGUCUGAUAGGCCAUCCAUGGAAGAAGUGCUGAAAAAGUUGUCAGGUUUAAGACCAACACAGAAAAAGCUAGUGGGUUGAGCUAGGAGUGCUACUAAGAAGUUAAAACAGCACGAGAAAGCAGAGGAUCCCCUAAAAUAGUGGACAUGCAAUGUGUGGUUCUAAUUAAGCCAACAGCUAAAUUUAGAGAGAUUGCUCAGCUGGGUUCAUUGAGUAGCGCUUGUAUUCAUUCUUAAAAAGGAAAGUAGUGCUUGUAUUCUAAUAGCAUACUUCUUACCACCUGUGUAAUUACCAUGUGUGUAAUCUUAAAAAGGAAAGUAGUGCUUGUAUUCUAAUAGCAUACUUCUUACCACC
Amborella trichopoda is the source of this 4032-nucleotide messenger RNA. It is a transcript of the gene MOL1, whose product is annotated as Leucine-rich repeat transmembrane protein kinase family protein. Gene Ontology annotation, biological process: protein phosphorylation. The record is from RefSeq and is a predicted model, not a curated record. NCBI's taxonomy places the organism in Eukaryota, Viridiplantae, Streptophyta, Magnoliopsida, Amborellales, Amborellaceae. Gene Ontology annotation, molecular function: protein kinase activity; ATP binding; protein binding.